Molecule: messenger RNA, 1007 nt
Organism: Erinaceus europaeus (western European hedgehog)
Lineage: Eukaryota; Metazoa; Chordata; Mammalia; Eulipotyphla; Erinaceidae
Product: olfactory receptor 51I2
Exons: 1
Coding region: 67-1005 (312 amino acids)
Biological process (GO): G protein-coupled receptor signaling pathway
Cellular component (GO): membrane
Molecular function (GO): olfactory receptor activity; G protein-coupled receptor activity
Source: RefSeq, a predicted model, not a curated record
AAGUACAUCUCUCACAAUUCUCCAAGUAAAGGAUCUGACUGGAAAGUGUUCUGGCUUCAUCCUGCCAUGGGACUGUUCAAUGUCACACGGCCUGCUUCCUUCCUCCUGACAGGUAUCCCUGGUCUGGAGAGCUCUCACUCCUGGCUGGCAGGGCCCCUGUGUGUGAUGUAUGCUGUGGCCCUUGGGGGUAACACGGUGAUCCUGCAGGCUGUGCGAGCAGAGCCCAGCCUCCAUGAGCCUAUGUACCUCUUCCUGUGUAUGCUGUCCUUCAGCGACGUGGCCAUGUCCAUGGCCACACUGCCAACUGUGUUCAGGACCUUCUGCCUCAACGCCCGCAGCAUUGCCUUCGAUGCCUGCCUGGUCCAGAUGUUUCUCAUUCAUUCCUUCUCCAUGAUGGAGUCAGGGAUUCUGCUGGCCAUGAGCUUUGACCGCUAUGUGGCCAUCUGUGACCCCUUGCAUUAUGCCACUGUGCUCACCAAUGGAGUCAUUGCAGGAAUGGGUGUGGCUGUGACCGCCCGGAGCUUCAUCACCCUCUUUCCUCUCCCCUUCCUCAUCAAGAGGCUGCCUAUCUGCAGAUCCAAUGUCCUUUCUCACUCCUAUUGCCUGCACCCUGACAUGAUGAAGCUGGCCUGUGCUGACAUCACUAUCAACAGCAUCUAUGGACUCUUUGUUCUAGUCUCCACCUUUGGUAUGGACCUGAUUUUCAUCUUUCUCUCCUACGUGCUCAUUCUGCGCUCUGUCAUGGCCAUUGCUUCUCGUGAGGAACGUCUCAAAGCGCUCAACACCUGUGUGUCACAUAUCUUGGCUGUUCUUGCAUUUUAUGUGCCGAUGAUUGGCGUCUCCACUGUGCACCGAUUUGGGAAGCACGCCCCCCGCUACGUACACGUUCUCAUGUCCAACGUCUAUCUUUUUGUCCCUCCUGUGCUAAACCCUCUCAUUUAUAGUGCCAAGACAAAGGAGGUCCGCCGGGCCAUUGUCCGUAUGUUUCGCAGCAUCAAAAUGUGACU